CUGCCCUGCAGCACUUCACCUGUCCAGCUCAUUGUUCGCAGUCAUGGGGAAUCGGCCUCCAGCACCUCGACCUCAGCCUCCUCCUCAGCCUCGCCCUCAGCCUGCUCCUCCUCCUCCACCAUCUCCACUUGUAAAAACUCCAUGGAGAGAAACAACAUGGGGAUGUGAAAAUAACCAGGAACUUCUGGAGUAUGUGAAGAACUUUCAACCUCAAAAUGAAGAAGUCGGAGCCAUCAGAGUUUUGCUCCAUGGUCCAGUCGGUGCAGGAAAGUCCAGCUUCAUCAACUCUGUCAACAACGUCCUACAAAACAGAAUGACCAAUGAGGCUCUGGCCAGUUCCACAACCUCUGACCAAAGUUUUACAACAAAAUAUCAAACUCAUAAAAUCAAGAAAGAAGGCAGGGGAAACUUUUAUCCCUUUGUGUUCAAUGAUAUCAUGGGUCUGGAGGAAAGAACUGGAGUCAGAACAGACGACAUCAAACUGGCCUUGAAGGGACAUGUGAAGGAUGGAUAUAAGUUCAAUCCUGUAUCUUCCCUGUCUGAUGAUGAUCCUGGCUACAACUCUUCCCCGUCCAUCAGUGACAGAGUUCAUGUUCUGGUCUGCAUUUAUGAUGCUAAUGCUCCACAAAUGAAACCGUCUGUUUUACAAAAAAUGAAGGAAAUCAGAGAAGCAGCCAGUGAGCUGGGAAUCCCUCAGCUGGCGAUUCUCACCCACAUUGACUCAGCCUGUGGAGAAACACAGAAAAAUCUGACAAACGUCUACAAGAGCAAACAUUUAAAGAAAAAGAUGGGUGACUUCAGCGCCGGCCUGGGGAUCCCAAUGAACUGCAUCCUCCUAAUGAAGAACUACAGCAGUGAAACUCAGCUGAAUGCAGACGUCAGUACUCUGAUCCUGAAUGCUCUGAAACUGAUGAUUGACUUCGGAGACGACUACGCCGACAAACUGUGAAGCCGCAGAACAGUUUGUGGGGAUAUGCAUGAAAAUCACAGCAGUAAUGUAGUUCAUAUAAGUGAAACAUCAUGAGGUGAAAUAGUAGAGUUAAUAUUAAAUAAAAGAUAGUAGCGGCUCUGAUUAUACUAAGUUUGUUUUUUCUUUAAGUUGGUUUAAUUUAACACACAAUAAAGAUGAUGUGUUAGUUAACACAGGAGUAGAACAAAGAAGAUCAGAUAGAAGAGGACCAAUUUCAUCUAAAUAAAUGUGUUCCUCAUGAACCGUGUAAUAAACCAUAAAGACAAGCUGAGGAAGGCUGGACUGACAUUUUCCUACAACGUUCAUCAAACUUUCCUGUUAGUUUGAAAUUGCUAAAGACAUUCAUUACAAAUGAAGAAACCUUAAUGAAAGCUGUUUACUGUGAUUCAGAGAGUGAAGCGUCUGUGGCCUGAAUGAGUCGAGGUCUGUGUUGCACUAUUAUUAUUGCUGUAAGCACUGCAAUUAUCAUUGCAGGUAUUAUUCAGCAAAGAUAAUACCUGACCUGAAGAUAUUCUCUUCUGCUAUUACUAGAAGUUCACUUAAAAUAAACUUUAUUUUUAGUAUUCUAAAUUUCAAUUUUGUGUUUUUAGUAGCUGUAAGUGAAACAAAA
Poeciliopsis prolifica (blackstripe livebearer) is the source of this 1580-nucleotide messenger RNA. Its product is annotated as interferon-induced protein 44-like. NCBI's taxonomy places the organism in Eukaryota, Metazoa, Chordata, Actinopteri, Cyprinodontiformes, Poeciliidae. Bases 44 to 949 code for a protein of 301 amino acids. The record is from RefSeq and is a predicted model, not a curated record. The transcript is spliced from 10 exons.